UUGGAAAGAAAAAAAGAAAAAAAACAGAGAGAAAGAAAGUGUGUGUGAAAUGAUGGGAUCGUAGGCAGAACCAGUGUCAGUAUUUCCUCCACCAGAGGACUCCUCCUACUUCACUAAAAGUCCAGAACUUUUUCCCCCUCCUAUCCAAUAAGAGAAGUCUGUGGGAGACACCCCUUGCCUGUGAUUGGUCCAGAGUUUCACAGGCCCCUCCCUCACUGAGGAGUUGGAGUGAGUUGCCCUGUUAGUUUUUCUGAGCCACUCUUACUGAGUUACAUAGCAGAAGUGAGCACUGGACUAGCUGUCUGCUGCUGCUGUACGGUUCUGUGUUUGCUCAGCUGGAGACCGGAUCUUAGUGUUGCCGUUCCAGUCAGUCAAGACAAGUGGAUUGAUCAGACUUGUCCAACAUGAGGGCUGCACGCCCACAAAAAGAGCAGGCUCGCCCUGCUCAGGGGGCUAACUGCUGAGCAUGCUGGGUAAAGCGCCACCAACUACCAGUAGCCUCAACCUGGUGAACUCUGAGGUGCCUGACGCCACAGCGGACACACACGACGGCAUCACGAUGGCAGACCUGGUGGAGAGCCUGGAUACCAGAGAGCUGGACAUGGGGGAAGCAGAGGAGAACGACUACGAUGGAAACUACUUAGGGGACUGUCGUAUCCCAUUUUCAGCGGUGUAUGCCACAGUGGGCUUCAAGGAGGCCAACGCUAAGGUCUACCUUCCCACUGUGCCCAUUACUGCCCGGAUACUAGAGGUGGAGAGAUUCACCACCGCACAGGACCGCUUCAACCUGUCGCACCAAAGGAGUGUCAACAAGUCUCUGCCGGCAGUGUUUAAGAUUGAGCUGAAGCACGGAGAGUUUACCUGGGUGGUUAAGAGGAAGGAGAAACAUUUCAUGGAGCUGCACAGAGAGCUGAGGACGUACAAGACCUUAAUGAGGAUACCGCUGCCGUCACGCAGCCACACAGUGAGGAGACGGACGGUGAGGAAGAGCGAGGUGAGGGAGAUGCCCUCCCUGCCGAGGGGAGGAGGGGACGAGCUGGUGCGUGAUGAGCAGGUCUCCAGCAGGAGGAGACAAUUAGAAGACUAUUUGAACAAGCUGCUGAGGAUGGCCAUGUACCGCAAAUAUCACCAUACUAUGGAGUUCAUCGACAUCAGCCAGCUGUCUUUCAUUCAUGACUUGGGGCCCAAAGGACUAGAAGGGAUGAUCUAUAAGCGCUCAGGAGGACAUCGUAUCCCUGGCAUGAACUGCUGUGGUCACAGCCAGGCCUGCUACCGCUGGUCUAAACGCUGGCUGGUGGUGAAGGACUCGUGCCUGCUGUACAUGAAGCCAGACUCAGGGGCCAUCUCCUUUGUCCUCCUGUUGGAUAAAGAGUUCAGCAUCAAGAUGGACUCCAAAGACACAGAGACCAAACACGGAGUCCGGAUUGACAGCCUCUCCAGGACCCUCGUGUUUAAGUGCAUCAGCUACAGACACGCGCGCUGGUGGGGUCAGAGCAUCGAGAGCUUCGUGAGGAUCAACGCGAAGGCUUUCCUCCGAGAUCACCGCUGCGGCUCGUUUGCACAGGAGCAGGAAAACAUCGCCGCCAAAUGGUAUGUGAACGGAAAGACGUACAUGGAGGAUGUGGCUGAUGCUUUGGAGGAGGCUAAAGAGGAAAUCUUUAUCACCGACUGGUGGCUGAGUCCAGAGAUCUUCCUGAAGAGACCUGUGGUGGAGGGAAACAGGUGGAGGCUAGACUGCACCCUGAAACGCAAAGCACAACAGGGAGUGCGUAUCUUUGUGAUGUUGUACAAGGAGGUGGAGCUUGCCCUGGGCAUCAACUCGGGCUACAGCAAGAGGACCCUCUCACGCAUGCACCCCAACAUCAAGGUGAUGCGUCAUCCAGACCACGUCUCCUCCUCCGUCUAUCUGUGGGCGCAUCACGAGAAGAUCGUUGUCAUUGACCAAUCGGUGGCCUUCGUGGGCGGGAUAGACCUGGCAUACGGUCGCUGGGACGACAGAGAGCAUCGGCUGACGGAUGUCGGCAGCGUGACACGCUCUGUGGCCCUUGAGCAGGCCGCUAGCACUCCGUCCAGUAAGGGCGUGACCUCCGUCGAUGGCGUCUCCAAGAGCAACGGACGAGGGACGCCGCCCAGCGAUUCGGUGGACUUGCCCAAGCUGAAGGGGAUCGGACGCAGCCGGAAGGCUCGCUUCAGUCUGUACAGACACCUGCACAAACACGCUCUGCAGCACGCAGACAGCGUCAGCAGCGUAGACAGCUCAGGGAGUGGUUCAGUGCAAAGCCUCAAGACAGGUGUUGGAGAGUUACAGGGAAACACACGCUUCUGGCAUGGAAAGGACUACUGCAACUUUGUCUACAGGGACUGGAUCCAGUUGGAGAAACCUUUUGAUGACUUCAUCGACCGGUACACCACUCCUAGAAUGCCUUGGCAUGACAUUGCCUCAGUGGUUCAUGGCAGAGCUGCGCGCGAUGUGGCCAGGCACUUCAUCCAGCGCUGGAACUUCACCAAGAUCAUGAAGCCAAAGUAUCGCUCUCUGUCUUAUCCAUUCCUGCUGCCCAAGUCUCACUCCAGUGCCAAUGACCUCAGAUACCAAGUUCCUGACUGUGUCAAUGCCAAAGUGCAGGUGUUGCGGUCGGCAGCAGAUUGGUCGGCAGGUAUAAAGUACCACGAGGAGUCCAUCCACAAUGCCUACAUCCAGGUCAUCGCUAAGAGCAAACACUACAUCUACAUAGAGAACCAGUUCUUCAUCAGUUGUGCCGACAACAGGACGGUCUACAACAAGAUCGGAGACGCCAUCAUUGAAAGGAUCCUCAGAGCUUACAAGGAGGGUAAGAAGUACCGCGUGUAUGUGGUCACCCCGCUGCUUCCUGGCUUCGAGGGGGACAUCACCACAGGAGGAGGGAACGCCAUUCAGGCUGUCAUGCACUUCAACUACAGAACCAUGAUCAGAGGAGAGUACUCGAUCAUCUCCCAGCUGAAAAAGGAGAUGGACGACCAUUGGAUGAACUACAUCUCCUUUGCCGGAUUGCGGACUCACACUGAGCUGGAGGGACGCCUGGUCACGGAGCUCAUCUACGUGCACAGCAAGAUGCUCAUCGCUGACGACAACACGGUCAUCAUCGGUUCUGCUAACAUCAACGACAGAAGCAUGCUGGGUAAACGCGACAGCGAGGUGGCGGUGAUUGUCGAGGACUCCGAAAAGGUCGCUGGAGUGAUGGACGGACAGGAGUACGAAGCUGGACCCUACGCUCUUCAGCUCCGCCUCGAAUGCUUCCGGACCGUUCUCGGAGGUCACACUGACACCAGUAUAGACAUGUCUGACCCCAUCAGUGAUCGCUUCUAUAAGGAGGUGUGGAUGACCACCGCUGGCCGCAACGCCACCAUCUAUGAGAAGGUAUUUCGUUGCCUUCCUUCGUCCCUGGUGAGGAACAUGUCCGAGCUGGAGCAGUACCAGUCCAAACCGGGUUUGGCCCAGACCGACCUGGCCCGCGCUCAGGAGGAGCUGCGCAAAAUCAGAGGCUUCCUGGUCCAGUUUCCUCUGGACUUCCUGUCUGAGCAGAACCUCAUGCCCUCUGUUGGAACGAAGGAGUCCAUGGUCCCAACUGAGAUCUGGACAUAAGGGAUGUGCCACCACUGCCAGCCACUUACACAUCGGAAUUUAUUUCUUGAGGAAAGUAUCUGGAUUGUGGUUGUCAUCAAAUGGUUGUAUCGGAUUAUUAGAGAGAUUGCCUUUAAUCCAAAAACGAGAGUCUCCUCUGGAUUGAUGUGACUGCUGGGCAUUGACAAAUCUCUUUAAUCUGUUCCUAAUGAAAAAACACUAAACCGUAGUACAGUUUAUUUGGGUUGGCAUUAACACUUUUGGGAAGUAUGAAGAACAAAAUGAUAUCGCACUUGAAGAUAAUUCAAGGGCUGAAUUCAGCUUGUGGAGAUGAGAAACAGGCACAUGAACUUUGGGUUUCGGGAAUCAACUCAACUCUGCACAUUUUGACCUUUGGACUUGCGGAAAAGCUCAGAAGACAGCGAGGAUUUGAAAAGAACCAGGAUGGAGGCGAUGGUGACAGUGUUGGUGAUGAUGCUAACAAAUAUUCGUCUCUUAGUUAAAAAUGAUCACAGAGACGGUGAUGCAUGUGACUCACUGAGCUCGUGAGGAGUGCUCAUAAGGUGCGUUAGUGCUAAGUAGGCUGUUUACGAAACUCCCAGAGGAGUUGUCGGAACGAGUUUAACAGCUACUGUCGUCUAUCUACGGUCAGACUUUGCUGUGCAGUACAUGUACAAUGAGACAAUUUUAUAGAUGAAACAGUGGUGCAUGAUUUUGCUAAAUGUGCUAUGUACCAAUCCAUCUCUGAUUUUAAAAAAAAAAAAAAAAAAAAAAAAAAAAAAAAAAAAAACCUCAGAUAUUGUAUUUUCUGUCAAAGGUGUUUUGUGACAGAUGAUUAUUAGACGUGAGGUCUGAACUUUACUGCGGAAAUCAAGGGGAACUGUGUUGAGCUGACCCAGGUACAGAAGUCAUCCUUCUAUGUUUAGAGUGGUGAGUAGAAACUGAUCAUGGCUGAGGGUGUUUGAUUAAAGGCUGCAGUGUUAAAUGGUUGUGCCAGUGGUAAAUAUCAGAGGCUGGAUUAGACAAUCGGUGCACAAAUUCAAAAGAGUAAUUUCCUCUUUGCUCAACAGAUGGUGCUAGUUCCUUAAAACUACAGUUUGUGUACAGCAGUCCAAUAUGGGCCUUUCAGUUCUCCUGUAUAUUGUUCUUCAUCUUGUGGUGACGGCUUUCUCUUAAGUGCUGAAAUAGAGUCUUUGAAACAAUGUAAACAAAGAAAAUGAAAUCAACAUUUUCCAUAUAGCAUGCAAUUGAUGCCAGAGGCAAAGCUAUCAUGUGAAGAUAGUCUGACAUUGCUUGGUAUACGUUUCCUGUUUUGCAGGCGGUUCCAGUGAUUUUUCUUGAUAACCUUUUCACUUCCAGUGAAAGUUGAAAUGAAUUUUGUUUUUGUAAUGUAACACAGCCUGCACCUGUCAAGGGGAAACUACGUUUUUCUAGGGAUUCUUAUGGUGUGUGACCUUCAGUGUGGGGCAAUUGACGUACUUUGUAGAUGUGAAUGUAUGGACUCGUAUGUCACCUGAUUUGUUUUUUAUAAUAUUUGCUACUUGUCAUUUGUCAAACUCUUUUUUUUUCAAGGGAGCCAGGACAGGCAGCAGCAGCAGUUAAGGAUUAGCUGAGGAUUCUCACGAAGGUUAUGAAACAAUAAAGGUGUUCCUUGGAGCUGCUGGAGGGAGGCUUCAUAGAAAUCAAACAAACGUAACCGCUUACUUUAACAGAACUCCUUUGUAUUCAAAAAUACAAAGGAGUUCAACUGCCAAUCAAAUAACUGCCAAUAAUAAGUGUUAUUGUAUUGUUAAUGGGACCAGAAAAUGUAUGAAUGUUAACUGAAGUGAUCAUGACUGGAAACAUCCCAGCCUUUCUUUCCACAAAGACAAACACUACUUGCUGUAUUUGUCACUGCAUUAUCUAUGGAAUAUAAAUAAUUUAACAUUCUUUAAACAUGUUUUUUUUUUUUUUUAAUGUACGGCAUGGUUGUAUGGAUGGUUGUGGAUUUGUAACAAAACCUGAAUGUUUUUUUAUCAUAACCAUCAUUCAGCAGUCUUUUCCGUCAACUAUCUGUAACACGUGGCCUCAAUUCAACUGAUCUUGCUUCCACUAUUUUUGUACAAUUUGUAACUUCUGUCCGUUCAUUUAACACGGUGUAACUUUAUAAUUUAAAUGUCUAACAAAUAAAUUUGCCUUUGGA
Molecule: messenger RNA, 5780 nt
Organism: Anarrhichthys ocellatus (wolf-eel)
Lineage: Eukaryota; Metazoa; Chordata; Actinopteri; Perciformes; Anarhichadidae
Gene: pld1a
Product: phospholipase D1a
Exons: 26
Coding region: 467-3619 (1050 amino acids)
Biological process (GO): phosphatidic acid biosynthetic process; regulation of vesicle-mediated transport; intracellular signal transduction
Cellular component (GO): plasma membrane region; intracellular membrane-bounded organelle
Molecular function (GO): D-type glycerophospholipase activity; phosphatidylinositol binding
Source: RefSeq, a predicted model, not a curated record